Acaromyces ingoldii is the source of this 436-nucleotide messenger RNA. RefSeq lists its product as hypothetical. The transcript has 2 exons. Bases 44 to 346 code for a protein of 100 amino acids. The record is from RefSeq and is a predicted model, not a curated record. NCBI's taxonomy places the organism in Eukaryota, Fungi, Basidiomycota, Exobasidiomycetes, Exobasidiales, Cryptobasidiaceae.
CUCUUGCAUCGGGCAUCUUACACGGGACAGAGAGACCACAAAGAUGCGACCGACACUUGCUUCGCUCAUCAGAAUCCGUCCGCAAACGCUCUCGGAGCUUGGCGAAAAGGCCGCGAGCCUCAGACUACCGCCGAGCAGCGCAGGCGCCGUCGCUGCGUCGGUCGCGCAGACGAGUUCGCGACAACGGUCAAAGGGCAGGGAGGAGAGCACAGCGGAGCGGCUGCUCGCAGAGGGAGAAACUCCUUCCAACUUGAGAUUUGAGAAGCAUGUCAGCAACAAGGAGAUGUUCUGGAACAUGCCAAAGGACAAAAGAGAACCGCUGAAGAAGCUCCUGAGGGAGUCCUAGGAACAGAGACAGCCAGCACGACUUGUACACUAGCGAGGUCGCAACGACAAACCAUCUAAUAGACUAUUCACAGAGAAACCAAUACUCGAU